GAAGCGCCCUUCCCUUUUUCUUCCUUGUAGGAGCUGGAGGGAAGGUGUGACGUAGGUUCCGUUUCCUGCACGUCUUUUUAUUCCGGUCCUCGCGUACUAAGCACGGUGCCUGGUGUUCGACUCCAGCUGGGGCUGCAGAAGGCAACGGUGGUCAUGGCGAUGUUUGAGCAGAUGAGAGCAAACGUGGGCAAGUUGCUCAAGGGUAUCGACAGGUAUAAUCCUGAGAACUUGGCUACCCUGGAGCGGUAUGUGGAGACACAGGCCAAGGAGAAUGCCUAUGAUCUGGAGGCCAACCUCGCCGUCCUGAAACUGUACCAGUUCAACCCAGCCUUCUUCCAGACCACAGUCACCGCCCAGAUUCUACUCAAAGCCCUCACCAAUCUGCCCCACACUGACUUCACUCUGUGCAAAUGUAUGAUCGACCAGGCACAUCAAGAAGAGCGGCCCAUCCGACAGAUCUUGUACCUUGGGGACCUGCUGGAGACCUGCCACUUUCAAGCCUUCUGGCAAGCCCUGGAUGAGAACAUGGACCUCCUGGAGGGCAUAACUGGCUUUGAAGACUCUGUCCGGAAAUUUAUCUGCCAUGUGGUGGGCAUCACGUACCAACACAUCGACCGCUGGCUGUUGGCCGAGAUGCUUGGAGACCUGACUGACAACCAGCUGAAGGUGUGGAUGAGCAAGUACGGCUGGAGCGCUGACGAGUCAGGGCAGAUCUUCAUCUGCAGCCAGGAAGAGAGCAUUAAGCCCAAGAACAUUGUGGAGAAGAUCGACUUUGACAGUGUGUCCAGCAUCAUGGCCUCCUCCCAGUAACCGUGUGUGCAUUAAUAAAGAUCUGUUCACUACA
Messenger RNA from Mastomys coucha (southern multimammate mouse), 844 nucleotides. RefSeq names its product eukaryotic translation initiation factor 3 subunit K (gene Eif3k). Gene Ontology annotation, biological process: regulation of translational initiation. Gene Ontology annotation, cellular component: eukaryotic translation initiation factor 3 complex; cytoplasm. The transcript is spliced from 8 exons. The record is from RefSeq and is a predicted model, not a curated record. Bases 154 to 810 code for a protein of 218 amino acids. Lineage: Eukaryota; Metazoa; Chordata; Mammalia; Rodentia; Muridae. Gene Ontology annotation, molecular function: ribosome binding; translation initiation factor activity.